AUGGAGAUGCCCAUCUGCCCACAGCAUCUUGGAGAGAUCGAUUGCUACCCUUGGUUUGAAGCCAACCCCAAGAUCUCUGCGACUGAUGCCAGAACCCAAGUCACCGGCAGCAGUACCUCCGACGACUGCUCCAGAGCUCCAUGCAUCGGUCGUUCACCAGUGCUAGAUGAACCCCAGGGUGAUGAGAUCCCAAGAUCACCGCCAGGUUGUGCGGAGAGGAAAAGGAAGCCUAGCACGGCUGGAGCUCGCUUGAUCACCGGCAAGUCUCAGGUACAUGUGCAUGCAUGUGGCAUUUGGUUUCCAUGGACUGUUCAUAGCUCCUUAUUGCUUCCACAUGACUUGUUGCAUGAGAUUGGCAAGAAAAAGCCUAAAGUAGAUGGCAAGAAAGCGUCGGAGCCGCCUGUCGAUGUCAUUCAUGUGCGAGCGAGGAGAGGCGAAGCGACUGAUAGCCACAGCCUCGCAGAAAGGGUCAGAAGGAAGAAGAUUAGUGAGAGGAUGGACGUGUUGCAAGGUCUUGUUCCUGGCUGCCACCAGAUGAAGGGAAAAGCACUCAUCCUGGAUGAGAUCAUCAACUAUGUGCGAUCGUUACAAAACCAAGUUGAGUUUCUCUCGACGAAGCUUGCUUUGCUGAGUCCCGUGUUACAUGACCUUGGUUACUUGAGUGGGCAACCAGAGGAUGAUAGCAGUUUUAGGAGACAAGAUCUGGAACAAGAACAAAGGUGUCUCGAUGAGAUGGAGUUCGACGACAUGUUGCUCUUUUCGGUAGAGAAUAUUGAAGAUCCUCUGUAAAACCUCGAAGCCACCCACAUCAAGCAUCAUCAACCACCAACAUACAGAUGAUCAAGCUACUCCAGUGACCAUUCUCAGAAUACUAUUCUCUCUCUCUCUCUCUCUUCCUGUGCGAGAUAAAACUUACUUCAUCUGCGAGGAAUGCUUCACAAAUUUAUGUACUCGGUGGGAUGAUGCUACACAAAUUCCCAAAACUUUACACUAUAGAAAAAAACCUAUUUAU
This is a messenger RNA of Musa acuminata subsp. malaccensis (wild Malaysian banana), 1012 nucleotides long. Its product is annotated as transcription factor bHLH137-like. NCBI's taxonomy places the organism in Eukaryota, Viridiplantae, Streptophyta, Magnoliopsida, Zingiberales, Musaceae. Gene Ontology annotation, biological process: regulation of DNA-templated transcription. Gene Ontology annotation, molecular function: DNA-binding transcription factor activity; protein dimerization activity. The record is from RefSeq and is a predicted model, not a curated record. Gene Ontology annotation, cellular component: nucleus.